UACUGCGAUAAAGAGUCAAAUUUAUUAAAACAAAUCCAAGAAAUGGAACAACAAAUUGACAAGCUGACAUCAGAAAUAGCUAUUCUUAAGACUAGGAAACAACCUUUCACCAUAAGCCAGAUCAUCAAUGAUGAAAAGAAGAUGCUGAUGUACACCUCCUUGAAAGUAGACAUGUUUAGAGUAGUGGACUCAACUAUUCAGAGAUUUCCAUUAACAUAAAUUAUGUCAACAACUGGACACCAGCAGUGAUUUCAAGAACUGACCAGUUAUUAAUGACACUGAUGAAAUUGAAGCUAAACUCUCCCAAUUUAGAUUUAGCUGAGAGGUUCAGCACAAGUAAGACAACAGUGCAAAAUAUUGUGGUUACACAUAUUUUUGCUUUGCAUGAGGUGUUCUUUGAGGGCAUGAUUGAAAAUAACAUUCCCUCCCUCUUAAAGUGCAAGUCCUCUAUGCCGACAAGUUUUGGUGAUUUUAAUUGUUGCCGUCUUGUGAUCGAUGCGACAGAGGUGACCCAAGACGUUCCAGGGCAGGAUAUGUUAGCACAGUCUCAAACUUAUAGCUCAUAUAAAAACAGGCACACCGUAAAAUCUGUUACAGGCGUUGCCCCUAACGGAGCUGUGGUAUAUGUAAGCAAACUUUACCCAGGAAGUACAUCUGAUGUGGCCAUUGUUGAACACAGUAAAAUGCUCUGCCAGUUGAAACCAGGGGAUAUGAUUCUGGCUGAUAAAGGUUUUACUAUUCACUCUCUCCUUCCAGCAGGUGUGCAUCUCAACAUCCCUCCUUUCUUGAAAGACAAAGGACAAUACACUCCUGCCGAAGUGCAACUGUGCAGAAAAAUUGCCAGAUCUCGUAUCCAUGUAGAGCGGGUAAAUGAAAGAAUUAAGAACUUUGAGAUAUUAUCUCACAUUCCUCACAAGUUUAGACAUUUAAGCACGAAAAUUUUUCAAGUAUGUUCUAUACUAGUCAAUUUUCAAGAUCCAAUGAUUGCAGAGAUUGCAGAUAAUUACAUUCAGGCUCAAGAUUUAGACACUCAUUAAUAUAUGAUAUAAGAAUGUAGAGGUGGAGCAAAUGUAAUUUAUUUCAUGAGAGGUUCCAAGUAUUUGUAAUUGUGUUCAGCUUUAACAUAUAUUUCUUUUAUGAUAUUGAUACCCUAAAUUGAUAUUGUAAAUGUAAGUGUAACAAAGUUUUGACAAACCCAACCUUGCUUCAAGUAGAGUGCUAUGUAUAAGUGCCAGGAAAAUAAAGGUUGUAUUAUAUGUAUCAUAAAUCUUGUAAACAACUUUGAAAAGAGCAUUUUAAGGUAAAUAGUAUGUUGUCAUUGACCUUUACAAAGAUUCUUUGAAAAUACUCCAUUUAUCAUUAUUUUUUGCAAAAAAGCAUGUAUAUUUUAAAUUCUAUAAUAUCAUGAAAGCUAGCAAAUUUUACAUAUGUUAUAGUAAAUUUCUAUUCUUUAUCCAUUUUUUUUAAUACAUCGAGUCAUUAGUCUCUUUGGAUAA
Molecule: messenger RNA, 1496 nt
Organism: Saccostrea cuccullata (small rock oyster)
Lineage: Eukaryota; Metazoa; Mollusca; Bivalvia; Ostreida; Ostreidae
Exons: 3
Coding region: 273-1037 (254 amino acids)
Source: RefSeq, a predicted model, not a curated record